Lathyrus sativus (Indian pea) is the source of this 1053-nucleotide messenger RNA. The record is from the annotation of a GenBank genome assembly. NCBI's taxonomy places the organism in Eukaryota, Viridiplantae, Streptophyta, Magnoliopsida, Fabales, Fabaceae.
AUGCAAGCUGUUUCAUCUGGUAUCGGAUACGGUCUCAAAUAUCAGGCUCGAUGCAUAUCAGAUGUAAAAGCAGAUACAGAUCACACAAGUUUCCUCGCUGGAACUCUCAGUCUCAAAGAAGAAAAUGAGGUUCAUCUUAUUCGGCUUUCUUCAAGUGGAACUGAACUUUUCUGUGAGGGAUUGUUUUCGCAUCCCAGCGAGAUCUGGGACCUUGUUUCUUGUCCUUUUGAUCAGCGAAUUUUCUCAACCGUCUACUCUAACGGUGAAUCGUAUGGGGCAGCAAUAUGGCAGAUUCCGGAAUUAUAUGGCGAGUUAAAUUCCCCACAGUUAGAGAGAAUUACAUCUCUUGAAACUAAAUCCGGUAAGAUUAAAAGUAUUCUUUGGUGGCCAACUGGAAGGCAUGAUAAAUUGAUUAGCAUCGACGAUGAAAGCCUAUGUUUGUGGAGUUUGGACGUGUCCAAGAAAACUGCACAGGUACAAUCACAAGAUUCAGCUGGUAUGCUGCACAAGUUAUCUGGAGGAGCAUGGGAUCCACAUGAUGUGAAUUCUGUAGCUGCAACUUGUGAAUCAUCUCUCCAGUUUUGGGAUGUGAGGACAAUGAAGAAGACACUCUCAAUUGAGUGUUCUCAUGUCCGCAGUGCUGAUUACCAUCCUAGAAGGAACAACAUACUUGUUACAGCAGAACAUGAGUCAGGGAUACGCAUUUGGGAUCUAAGAAAGCCAAAAGUUCCCAUCCAAGAGCUUCUAGGCCAUACACAUUGGACAUGGAUUGUCAAGUGUAACCCAGAGUAUGACGGAAUAAUCUUGAGUGCUGGAACGGAUUCGACUGUUAACUUGUGGUCGGCCUCUAUAAACCAUGACGAGACAACAACUGAAAGCCAACCAGAGUCACCGGCCCGUUUGGUUGAUCCAUUGCUUAAUACAUACAGUGAUUAUGAAGACAGUAUUUAUGGGCUUACAUGGAGUUCUCGUGAACCAUGGAUCUUUGCAUCCUUGUCCUAUGAUGGAAGGGUGGUUGUAGAAUCUGUAAAGCCUUUCAUCUCCAAGAAAUGA